GUUUCUCAAUACGUGGAGGCAUUGGUAUCUGUACAUUCGUAGAAUAGUGACAACGUACUUCAUACCACUACAGCUGGGAGUUGUGGCUGGCCUCCUUUGGGCGAACAUUGACGAGGACAGUUAUGUCUACCUGUGGGGAAAUGAUGAGGAGAGGACGCUCGAUCUCGGUGGUGCCCAUAUAGCUGGCGAACCG
Molecule: messenger RNA, 193 nt
Organism: Perkinsus marinus ATCC 50983
Lineage: Eukaryota; Perkinsozoa; Perkinsida; Perkinsidae
Exons: 1
Source: RefSeq, a predicted model, not a curated record